UGUGCGCUGCUUUACAUUCUGCUCUGCACAAUCAUGUGGUUCUUCUACUUCUUGUCCAGCGGUCUCUCAGGAAAUGUACAACACUGGGGCUUCUUUUGCGUCAUCCUGGCCUUGCUGAUUCUCUUCAUAGGCAGUACUUUAUGGCUGACAUACCAUGAUCUAUACCGCACCCAUAUGUAUAAAAUAUCAUUCAGCGUCGCUUUUAUUUUGUGCUCGGUCAGCCUUUGUCUGUUAUCCAUUAGCUCAGUCCUGGUGGGCCAGACAGAAAAAUUUGCAUUGAGCUCAGUUGGACAUUUUGCGAUAUGCGUCGAGAUACUUCUGGUUAUUUACACAGUAAUACCUCUACCGCUGUACAUUUCGAUAACAAUAUGCGUGCUUUAUUCGAUUGUUUUUGAAAUAGUUGUCGUAAAUCUUCAUAAUGACGCUGAAUCACAUAAAUUAACAUCAGUUUUCAUUCGCAUACUAAUGCAAUUGUGCAUUCACAUUUUGGGUCUGCACAUACUCACAAUGACAUUGGUUCGGAUGCGAGGGACUUUUAUGAAGGUCGGUCAAAGCCUUCUGGUCCGACAGCAACUGGAAUGGGAAAAACAGCUUAAGGAGAAGAUGAUACAUUCUGUAAUGCCUCCAAAGGUGGCCGAUUGGUUGAUGAAUGAAAGGAAUAUUGAUAAUGAUCAGAUGGUUUAUGCUAACAUGCGUCCGAGGACUUCGAAUCCAUCGGAUCUCAAACGACUUUUUCGUCCUUUCAAUAUGAAUUGCAUGGAAAAUGUGAGCAUACUCUUCGCUGAUAUAGUGGGUUUUACGAAAAUGAGCAGUAAUAAGAGCGCUGAACAACUUGUCGGAUUACUUAACGAUUUAUUCGAGAAAUUUGAUACGCUCUGCACGGAUAAUGGCUGCGAAAAGAUUUCCACUUUGGGUGACUGUUACUAUUGCGUCUCCGGUUGCCCCGAGCCGAGGCCCGACCACGCCGUCUGCUGCGUGGAAAUGGGCCUCGGAAUGAUCGUGGCGAUGGCCGAGUUCGACGCCGAAAGGCACGAGGGCGUCACCAUGCGCGUCGGCGUCCAUACGGGCACCGUACUCUGCGGAAUCGUGGGCACGAGGCGAUUCAAAUUCGACGUCUGGAGUAAUGAUGUCACAUUGGCCAACAGAAUGGAAUCUACCGGCCGUCCUAAACAAGUUCACGUAUCCGAUAAAACAUGCGAAUUUCUUGGUAAUUCUUAUCUUCUAGAAGAAGGCGACGAAGUUUGCGGUCACAAGACCUACUUCAUAAAGGGGCGAAGAGAUAACCACUACAUUCAGCACGAUUGGGAAGAAACCAAAUCAGCAGUUUUGGAACCAACUCAAGUCAAAAUAUCGCCUCCAUCUACGCCAAACUCAAUGCCUAUAGAUUUUGUUAAUAAAGGACUUAAUAAUCCAACAUUAGCCGAUAGGUUUGGAAGAGAUUUAAAUAAUAAGUUAUCCAGUUCACAUACUUGUACACUGAGUACGCCGUUUGUUUCGAAAAGUAAUUAUAGCUUUCCAUCAAAUUCUCCUAAUAUUUCACCUGUAUCUGCGGGAAAUAUUUCCCAAAAUUCGUGCAACAAAACUGACUCAAAAACUAAAAGAUAUUCCAUGAAUAUUUCUUCAAAUAUGCAUAAAAUUACGACAAAACCCAUAAGCGCUGGACAUUCACCUAAUAUUUCACCGCAAGCGUCUCCUAGAUUAUUAAGACCUGCCAAUGCAACUGCUAAAAUUGGCGACUCUCAUCUCAAAGCUCCUGAAAAUCCGUUUAAGACAAAAGCAAGUAGUUUACCCAGUAUUUUAGAUUCAGAUAACGAGGAAGAUGCUGACAGAGUUUACAGGACUACUGUCCGGAAAAAUAAACAGAGCAACCCUUGGAAAAUCUUGAAAUUCCUUAGAAAACCGGAAUUAAUCGAUACGAAAUCAGAAUCAGAAUCUCUGCGUAAACCAACGGCGAGUAAUGGAUAUCAGCAAGUUCCCAUAGUAAUUCAGACUGUAACAUCAGAUGAUACAAUUCAAUUUACCAAUUUGGUUAAACCACGCGAAAAUAACUUGGAUAUACGAUCUUACAUCAAUGAAUCUCGUAGCGAUGUUACUCCUUUUGGAAGAGCUAGCAGCUACAAGCACCAGCGGUGUAAAUCAGAGGUAGCAGCAUUGGAAAGAGCUUCGAGUGCCACAGUGCCGUUACCGGUGGAUCAACCGUUGAAUAUAUCUAUGAACCAUAUCCAAAAUAAUGUUGCAAAUCAUGUGCAAGGGACAUGGGCACUCAAAGUUCCUACAGACGAAAUGCGAAGCGUUAGUCCUUCUGUUUGCAGCCGAAAAGAUUCUGGUAUCAGAAGUAAUAGCAGGCGUUCCAGUAUACAACAACAGAUAUAUGCCAUGAACUUGCACAACCUAUCGCACUCGGACAUCAUGCAGCAUCGGGUUUCUGGCUAUUACACUUCAUCGCUUUCCAGUGUGGAUGUUCGUAAUUCUGUCCAGCAUGAAAAUGAUAUCAUCACUGCACAAACUCUGAGGAAACAGUCUGAUCUACAAUUAAUUCGAUGCGUUCAAGACAACGUUAAAUCACAAAGAAGCUACUUCGUCAAGCCACCAUUGUAUAAUAUUAGUUUAUUUUUUAAAGAUAAAGAUAUGGAGAGAGAAUACCGAGCUAGAGCUCAUAAAAUUGGUGAAAAAGAAAACGAAAACCCACCUACACUCGCGACUUCUAAAUUUAACACUCCCAUAGACGUUUUGGUAUCAGCGGUGAUAUACCUAUUAAUAUCAAUAUCGUUAUUCCUGCUCCAGAUGCCACACAAGAUGUGGAUUUGCAUGUUUAUGAUGUUCAGCAGUUUACAGUUUUUUGCUUUGUUUUUAUGUUUUCGAAAUAUUUGCAAACCAGAGGUUACCACUCGAGGAUACAUCUGCACAGAUAGUGUUUUCGAAGUAUUCUCCAGAUGGUACCCAUGGCAUUUUUGUGGAGCAGUUUUAUUGUCCUUACCAAUGGUCGCGGUUCUCACAAAUUUUGUUUUGAUGGAUCACACUCAGAUUUACAUAAACGAGUUUUAUUUUAGUUAUUUAUUCUUUAUAUGCAUAGUUCAUUUUUGUAACUUUACACAGUUAAACUGCUGGAUGAAAAACAUAGUUUUGACUAUUGGAGCUAUUACCUUUAUUGGAAUUGCCAUUUUCAAUUGCCCGGUAAAAAUACAGACAAACAAUUUACAAAUGCGUAUUGAUAACGCACAUAAUAUAAGUGUACAAUAUAAUUUUCUGAAAGCGUUAUCGACGUUGCAACCAAAAAGACUGACACCCCCAAAUCCUAAUCCUAAUACGAAUAAUAUUACUAUAUAUUUAUUAAACAGUUCGAACUCUAUCACUGAUAGUGAAAUAAACUCUAAGCAUACGGAACUAUACAUUAAUCAUAACUUAUAUCACGUUGAAAUUUAUAUUGAUGUUAUUCUUUUAUUGAUAUUGGUUUGGUUUCUUAACCGCGAAUUUGAGAUUAGUUACAGGUUGAGUUUUCACGGUAAUGUUGUGGCAAAUCAGGAUAAAGCAAAAGUCCAGAAUAUGAAAAAUCAGGCUGAUUGGUUACUGCAUAAUAUUAUACCUCAACAUGUAGCUGAUCAAUUAAAAAACACUGCUAAAUAUUCUGCAAAUCACGAUAAUGUGGGUAUUAUAUUUGCCAGUAUAGUAAAUUUUAAUGAAAUGUACGACGAGUCGUAUUUAGGUGGCAAAGAGUAUUUGAGAGUUCUUAAUGAACUCAUAGGCGAUUUCGAUGAACUACUCACUAAGCCAGAAUUUAAAUCGGUAGAAAAAAUUAAAACUAUUGGUAGUACUUUUAUGGCUGCUAGCGGACUAAAUCCCCAACAAAGGGAAGAGGAUAAAAAUCCUCACGCGCAUCUAUUUGCUUUGAUGGAUUUUGCUAUCGCAAUGCAAAAUGUAAUCGACAGUUUCAAUAAAGAUCUUUUAGAGUUUAAUUUAAUUUUACGUAUCGGGUAUAAUUUUGGAGAAGUAACUGCUGGUGUUAUUGGCAACACUAAAUUGUAUUACGACAUUUGGGGCGAUGCCGUUAAUAUUGCCAGCAGAAUGGACUCCACGGGUGUAAAUGGAAGAAUUCAAAUAGGAGAGCAUUGUCUGUCUGUUUUACAAGAGAGGUAUGAAUUCGAAGAGAGGGGAAGUGUAUAUGUUAAGGGAAAAGAUAAUAUGAAUGUAUUUUUAUUGAAGAAAAAGAUAAAUAAUUUAGGUUCAACAUUUGACUUGUAUGAUAGUUAAGUGUUUAUUUUAAUAUAGUUAUUAUAUUUUAACAUUUGACAUGGAAGUGACUACAGACCUUAUAUCUGUUUAAAUGUCUUUUAUACUUUGUGCGCCAGUUCAUAAUAUUUCUAAUUGCGAUUAUUUAUAUCUAAGUCAUUAAAUUUUACCUUUAGUGUGAUAUCGAAACAAACAUUUACUUAAUAAAUAUAUAUUAUUAUAAUAUAAGUAUCAUUUACCAUGUCGAUGGAAUAGUUUGUUUCAUAUCCUGGAUAUUGCUCUUAUCUUGCCUAUGACCUUACCUUGUGCUUUACUAUUUGGCUACAUAGCAUUGAUGAUAUUUUAUUAAAUUGACCAAAAGUAAUAUUUUGUACAAAGUUUGAAAAUUUUAAA
Messenger RNA from Ctenocephalides felis (cat flea), 4620 nucleotides. RefSeq names its product adenylate cyclase type 9-like. The record is from RefSeq and is a predicted model, not a curated record. Bases 34 to 4248 code for a protein of 1404 amino acids. Gene Ontology annotation, molecular function: adenylate cyclase activity. The transcript has 7 exons. Gene Ontology annotation, biological process: intracellular signal transduction; adenylate cyclase-activating G protein-coupled receptor signaling pathway; cyclic nucleotide biosynthetic process. NCBI's taxonomy places the organism in Eukaryota, Metazoa, Arthropoda, Insecta, Siphonaptera, Pulicidae.